Molecule: messenger RNA, 6085 nt
Organism: Callorhinchus milii (elephant shark)
Lineage: Eukaryota; Metazoa; Chordata; Chondrichthyes; Chimaeriformes; Callorhinchidae
Gene: btbd7
Product: BTB (POZ) domain containing 7
Exons: 11
Coding region: 268-3603 (1111 amino acids)
Biological process (GO): morphogenesis of a branching epithelium
Molecular function (GO): protein binding
Source: RefSeq, a predicted model, not a curated record
CGAGGGAGGGUCUGAGCCAAACCGUUGGCGGAGCGCGAGCGGCGUCGGUGUCGUCGGCGCGGGCGGCCGCAGGCAGGAGAGUCCCGAGCGGGAGCGGGGCGAGCGGCGGGCUUCCCGGGUACACAGGCCCCGCAGCCUCCGUGAGGUAAAACGUGAGACAUGGCUGGACAAACAUCUGAAGAGAUGAUUCUGUGCAGGAUCUACACCCCCUGGAAUUCAGAACUGGUGAAUCUGUACACAGAAUGCUGCACUGUUUGACCUGAGAAGAUGGGUGUUAAUGCAUCUAACUACCCUCACUCUUGCUCCCAGAGGGUAGGGGGCUCACAGGCUCAGCAAACGUUUAUAGGAACAUCAUCUUACUUGCAUCAAGGAUACGGAUGUGAAUCAAAAUUAUAUAGUCUUGACCAUAGCCACGAGAAACCACAGGACAAAAAGAAAAAAAGUUCUGGCCUCGCGACACUAAAAAAGAGAUUCAUAAAAAGGCGCAAAUCCAACCGAUCUGCUGAUCAUGCAAAGCACAUGCGGGAGCUCCUAUCUGGAUGGGAUGUAAGGGAUGUAAAUGCAUUAGUGGAAGAAUACGAAGGCACUGCGGCUUUAAAGGAGCUUGCACUGCAAGGUAAUUUGGCUAGACCCGAGUCACGGACGUUGCACAGAGAUCUAGCCGAUCUUUAUGAAUACAAGUACUGCACUGAUGUAGACCUAAUAUUCCAAGAUACCUGCUUUCCUGUACAUCGUGCCAUUUUGGCUGCACGGUGUCCAUUUUUUAAGACUUUGCUCUCGUCUUCACCUGAGUAUGGUGCGGAGAUUAUGAUGGAUAUAAACACAGCUGGAAUAGAUUUGCCCAUGUUCUCGGCAUUGCUACACUACCUGUACACGGGAGAAUUUGGAAUCGAGGACUCCAGGUUCCAAAAUGUUGACAUCCUAGUACAGCUUACUGAAGAAUUCGGAACUCCAAAUUCAUUAGAUGUUGAUAUGCGGGAACUUUUUGACAGCAUGUGCUAUUAUGAUGCAGUUCUCAGCUUUUCUUCAGAUUCUGAGUUGGUAGAAGCAUUUGGAGGAAGCCCGAGUUGUUUAGACGAGGAACUUUGUGGGCAUAAAGCGAUUCUUUCUGCACGUUCUCCAUUUUUCAGAAACCUUCUCCAAAGACGAAUAAGAACUGGUGAAGAAAUCACAGAUCGGACUCUACAGACUCCAACUAGGAUCAUACUAGACGAGUCGAUCAUUCCAAAGAAAUAUGCAAAAGUAAUUUUACAUUGUAUGUAUACUGAUUUAGUAGAUUUGUGUCUGGUGCUGCACUGCAGCCCUUCUGUAGGGAGUCUGAGUGAAGUUCAGGCAUUGGUUGCAGGAAAAGGCAACAUGUCGAGGGCUGAAGAGGCAAUGGAGCUUUACCACAUAGCCCUUUUCCUGGAAUUCAACAUGCUUGCUCAAGGUUGUGAAGAUAUUGUGGCUGAGAGCCUUUCCCUGGAUACCUUAAUUUCCAUUCUGAAAUGGAGUUCACAGCCUUACGGCUCCAAAUGGGUUUAUCGCCAAGCACUUAAUUUCCUAUGUGAGGAGUUCAGUUCAGUCAUGAUCUCAGAUGUGUUCUUUGAGCUCAGCAAGGAACACUUGCUUGCUGGCCUUCAGUCAGACUAUUUGCAGGCCAGCGAGCAAGAUAUUCUCAAAUAUGUUAAUAAAUGGGGAGAGCACCAGCUCAUAAAACGUAUGGCUGAUCGAGAACCGAACCUGUUGAGUGGAACUGCCCACAGUGUAAAUAAGCGAGGUGUGAAACGACGUGACCUUGACCUGGAAGAACUGAAAGAAACCCUGUCUCCUCUCCUGCCUCAUGUUCGCAUAGAUCAUAUUCUGCCCACAAACAGCGAGGUUCUUAGUGAUACUAUGAAGAGGGGCCUGAUCAGCACACCACCAUCUGAUAUGUUGCCUACUGCUGAGGGUGGGAAGUCUAAUGCUUGGCUACAUCAGAAAAAUGCUGGGAUAUAUGUCAAACCUCGCUUGUUUUCACCAUAUGUGGAAGAGGCAAAGACUGUUUUAGAUGAGAUGAUGGUGGAACAGACUGAUCUAGUGCGGCUACGCAUGGUUCGCAUGUCCAAUGUACCUGAUACCCUUUACAUGGUCAACAAUGCUGUACCUCAGUGUUGCCAUUUAAUGAGUCACCAGCACGUCAGCUCACUGUCCAGUCCUCCUUCCAUCAUUGCCAAUGAAGUGCCUGUCCCUUUGUUGGGAAUGGUGAAAGAAAUGAUCAGACGGCUGCAAGAGCUUCGACACACAGAUCAGGUGCAGCGAGCCUAUGCACUGAAUUGUGGAGAAGGAGCAACUGUCAGCUACGAAAUUCAGAUUCGUGUUUUGAGAGAAUUCAAUAUCCCUGAUACUGCUGUUGAACUGCUUCAGAAUCCUCAUAAAUUCUUUCCCGAUGAGCGAUUUGGUGAUGAGAGCCCGGUGCUGGUCACCCGUCAGUAUGCUCGCUGCAGAAUAAACAGUACACCAACCGGGGAAUACAGCGAUCUUGAGCCUUACGCAACUUUCCACCCACCUUUACCACCUCCGCCGCCACCUUACCAUCCUGCAGCUGCACCGGCUCAUGAGAGGCGUAAGGCAGAAUGGAAGCAGAGGCUGCCUGGCCAUCAGCCGUCCCGGUCCUAUUCCUACCCUUGUCACCACUCCGCGCUGCAUUCUGGGCUUGUCGCCAACCCCGUUUCUGUUGUGUACCCAGCUGGUGCCAAACCAAUGCCUCCCGAUUGCACUAACACGCUGGGGUGUGUCAGGAUACCGGCUGAACAACUGACGAACACAGAAAGUAUGCUCAAUGAGCUCAUGCCAGAUAUUGCCAUGGGCGUGUCAUCCUUGAGUAAUCUCUCACUCAAGGACAGGAGGCUUCCAGAACUGACUUUCAAUGUUGAAGUGAACCAAGUGAUUUCAGAACCUGCAUCAUCUGCCCAGCCUGCCCUGUAUGUACAUAAUAGGCAUGUGCAUGGUGUGAGGAAAAAGCCCAGUAUGGAGCUCAAAAUGGAUUCUCGAGAAGGCCUUCAGGAGUAUCCGGAUCUAUAUGACUUUUCUUCCAGUGCAGCUCACCGGCCAUGCACUCCAGGGUCCAGUAGACACACUCCUUCUCCUUCACAAGGAACGUAUUUGGGACCGGACCUGUACAGUCACAGUAGACCAGCAACAGGUGGUCUCAAAGUAGCAUCUUUUUGCAGUGACAUUUCCCCCAAAAAAACAGAGGAGCCCGUGAGGGACUACUUGCUGCCUCCUGAGGUUCAUCAGCAAAGACCCAGUGACCCACCAUACUUUGAUUUCUUGGAGCACCCUCCACACAGGUUGGACUUGGCACUGUUACAAGAAUCAAAUGGAAGUUCACUACAUAGAGGUAGGAGUGGAGCAGAAACAGACCUGACUUGUGGCCUGACAGCAAAUCGAGCUCUGAGUGGAGCGUGCAACUCUGAGAGUCAUGAGGCGAUUUGUAGAAGAUCGGAUGAGAGCGGGAUGCUUGAGCCCGGAGUCAGUGCGCAGUCCCAAAGGAACAUUCAGAACGAGAGGGAAGAUGCAAUAAAUCGAGAGAGGCGGUCGCCAAGCAGACUUGAUCUGCCAUACAAAAAAUCUGCUCUUUAAUGGCAACAGUAUUUAAUGUACCUUAUUUUUUCACCAGAUAACGCCAUUAUUAAUAUUUGCUUUCGUAAAUGUUUUGUAAAUAACCAUUUCUACCAAAACUAUUUCUAGAUAGUUUUCUAUGACUUUGUGAUAACUCGGGAGAGCAGCUCUCACACCAGUAUUGCCAUUCUUUCUAGCAUUUAAACAGUUUGCGAAAUAAUAAGUGUUUGCCAUUUGAACCAUUCGGAGCCUGAUCUUUUACCUCCUUUUUACAGGUUUGUAGGAUUUGGAUUUGUUGUGUGCAGACUAAAUUAACAAAGGCUCUGCAAUGUCUUAAUAGUGAUCCAUUCUGUACUUUUGAGAAAUCCUCUUGCUAAUAUCUGACAGCAUUUUUGAGUAUUUUUAAAAUGUUAAAAAGGUCAGAGAGUAUUCUCUUAGCAUUGGGAUUCUUUAUAAAGGGACAAUUUUCUACUGGCCAACUGCUUGUAUUCAGAAAGAGCAGAUCCUAAUGAAUCUGAAACAGUCAUCUUAAUCUUAGGACAAUCAGAUUGCUGUGACAAUCGGUUUAUAGGAUUAAUAAUCUCAAUAUAUGGGGAGAAGCUGAGUUCCAAAGGCCAGAAUACUGGCAGCAAGAGUGAGUCGCUACCGUUCCAUCUGAAGUUGCUGUGUAACUAACACCCAUUGUUAAUCACCGAUCUAUAGUAGAAUAACUAAAACUGUUUGGCCUUUUUCCUAAUGUCAUUUGGUCAGUUGGCUGCUUCUCAGAUUCUGGUUGGCUGGCAAAUACCCGAGUGAUUACUGUACAACUGGGAAAGCUGGAAUAUUAUUGGUUUGAUUAAAUUCUAUUUACAUUCCUACAUUAGUAGGGUUUGCAUAUUGCACAUUUUCAGACUUGUGGUCUCGUUACAACUAACUAGGCCUGAUGAGAACUUCAGGCUUAGUCUCCAGAAGUUGGUCAGUUCCAAUAUUACUUUCACUCUUAACUGUUCUGUAGUCUGUAAAAUGGGGUUGAAGCUGUUACAUGAACCCUCAAGGCAGGGUAAACCUAUAUAGAUAUAUAUAUAUAUAUUUUAGCUGAUGCAUGUCAUUGCAGCUCUAUUUACCUGGUAUGCAGCUUCAAGAUUGCGUACAGAAAUGUUCANUUUUUGAGCUUAUAGCUGUUGAUUAUUUAGCAUAUUAGUAACCAAGUAUUGAUUUGUAAUUUUACAGUAGAUGCUUUAAACUUUCUUUCAGAUCCACAGCUGUAGCAGUGGAGUUGUGCACAGCUUUGUUUCCUUCUUCAUUUACCUUACUGUUUAAAUGGCAUUUAUGUGACAGAUUUUGCACAAGUGUACACAAUUAGAAUUAAAACAGGAGAGAUAGGACAGCACAAAGUAUUUGAGUGCAGAAUCUAAUGCCACAGGAAGCUGAGGGUAAUUGAUUUGUCAGCCAGUGUUGCUAUGCAAUCUUAUGAGCUGUUUAAAACUUACUACAGCAAGUUUAAAAUCUUUUGAGUUAGGAUUCAUGGAGCAUUACACAUACAGCAUUGGCUAAGUAUACUAAAAUUAAAGUGGAAAACUUAAAUUCUGGAAUGUCUUGUAUCACCAUGCAGUCAGUAAUGUUGUUUGUGCUUCAGGUACAUUGCUUCCAGGUAUUAGAUCAUUUAAAACGAGUCUUGCUGCGACUCCCUAGUUUCAGAAUGAUGGAAAUCAUGGAGAAAAACGGUUUACUGGCUUCCCUUACCAAGGUGUGGCUUCUAAUUAUGGCACUAAAUAUUAUCAGACUUUUGAUUUUUUUUUACAUUUUUAAAAAAAGGCUACAGCGCACAGCUUUCAUUUGAAAAUUCCAGAGAUGUUCAUGCCUGCACAGUUACACAGAAUUAACCCUCAAAUCUCGGUUAGCCCAGGAUAACACUUUGUAUGAAUCUUUUUGUCCCAAUCUGCAGCAGAGCAUCUGGAGCUGCCUGACGGGUUGGUAUGUGUAACUUUUUCCCCAGUUUGCAUGCUCUUUAAAACCACAGCUGCUUGUUACAAAUUAACUUUGAAUGUUGAAUAUUUUUAUAUAAAUAUUGGAAAAUCUGGUUGCAUAAAGUUGAAUUUGUCUGGUAGCAAAACCUUUUUAAAUGUGCAUCUGUUUCUUUCAAUGGUUUGCUUUGGAUUUUUACGAUCUCUGCUAUCUCAACCUGUUACUGGGAUGAAGUAAAGUGCCUUCAAUAGUAAAGGCUCAUGUCUCAGUAAUUUUGGAUCAAAUGUCCUAUGCAAGUGAUUUCUACAGCCUGCAUAAACAUCUUUGUAGAUUCUACUAUGCUUCAAUGUACAUAGUUUUUAAAGAGAUGGACUGUAUUUUUAUUUUAGCAUCUAAAUGGAAAUCUGAAGUUGUGAUUGCUCAGUAAAGAAUCUCCCUCUUGAGUACUAUGGCAGUUGUACAGAAUCUUUGUUAUCUAUUUUUCUACUGUUUCUGGGAAGAAGCAUGUAACAAACCAAACUGGCAGAGUUGGUAUUUCAAAUAAAUGGCCUAUAGAAAA